Messenger RNA from Dioscorea cayenensis subsp. rotundata (Guinea yam), 2195 nucleotides. Its product is annotated as probable carboxylesterase 17. The record is from RefSeq and is a predicted model, not a curated record. The transcript has a single exon. Gene Ontology annotation, molecular function: hydrolase activity. The coding region runs from base 991 to 2049 and encodes 352 amino acids. Lineage: Eukaryota; Viridiplantae; Streptophyta; Magnoliopsida; Dioscoreales; Dioscoreaceae.
UCCAAUAAUAUCAUGAGUUAUUUGAAAUACUAUUGUUUAAAAAAGGUUGCAUUAAAAGUCAAAUGCAAGUUUCUCAAGAGUUUGAAUAAACUUUACACAUGUCAAAUAUUUAGUAAUGAACAUCAGUGGACAUUGUUUUUAAAUAAUUUCUUUAGUUAUAAAAGUUCUUUUUUUUUUUCUUUUGAACAAGAGUAGAGAAAAGGGGGCCCUAGUCUUUUUUGCCAUGAAGAAUUUGACUUAUUAGUUCCCGACAUAAGAAAAAGAGAUGUUUUACCUAAAAAUAAAAUAAUAGAAAUAAUAGAAAUAAUUAUAUGAAUGAAACAAACCCUAAUUGCUUAAUGCCCUUAGGCUAAGAACUGGGGGUCCUACAAAGUUGGGAUCAUGAAACACAGUUAUCACAACCAAUAAUAACACACUUGUACACAUUAUUGUUGGUCUUAGUAUCAAAUUCAAAUGCAAACACUAAAUUCCACACAAUUAAGUCAUAUGGUAUACUUAGUCAUAUUCGCAAGGGCUCCACUGGGCUUAUUUUCGGGCCCGGGCCUGUGUCCGGGUCGGUCGGUCGGGUGUUGAAUUUUUUAGUUAAAAGAAAAAAAUAAAAUAAAAUAAAAAAUGCGAUUGUCAUCUAUUAUAUCAUAUUGGUUAAACCAUAUUACAUAAAAAUCUAAAAUAAAGUAUGAAAUUUUUCUAUACAGGCCCGGGUUUAGGGUUUGGGCCCUAAACCCUAAGGAAACCCCAAAAUCAAACCCCACCACCACCCACUCCACUUAUCUUUUUAUUGGCAAAUGACUAAGCCCCCCAAGACCCUUAGUCCACAAGCUGCCACGUGGCAAAAUCUCAAUCACUUAUUCGUCUAAAGAUAAGCAUCUCUUCCCUUAUAGUCAAUCCCUUCCCCUUGACUUUUAUACCCUUGUAUAUAUAUAUAUAAGACCUAUCCCUCCCUCCAUUUUCAUCACCAUUGUUACUCCCACUCAAGCUCAAGCUUUUCACAUGAGAAGAAGAAGAAUGGGUGUCAUUCCCAUGGACUCUCACCUCCCUAAAGUCAACCCUAAUCUCCAUGUCCCUAAAGACCACUCUUCCAUCAUAGAAGAAAUACAAGGUCUCAUCAAGGUCUUCAAAGAUGGCCAUGUUGAGAGGCUCCCUGUCAUGCCAGAGGUCCCACCUUCUUGGUCCUCUAACCAUGAUGUCCUUAGCAAGGACAUAGUCCUACACCCUUCCACUUCUCUUUGGUCUCGUUUCUACAUUCCCAUGCAUCAUCUUCAUCAUCAUCAUCAACUCCCUUUGCUUGUGUACUUCCAUGGAGGAGGGUUUUGCAUUGGCUCAGCUGCAUGGAAGUGUUACCAUGAAUUUCUCUCACGUCUAGCACUUGAAACUACGUCUAUUAUCUUGUCGGUGAAUUACCGGCUUUCGCCGGAGCACCGUCUUCCCGCCGCUUAUGAAGACGGCCUCACCGCCGUCAAGUGGUUGAGAACCAAAGCUGGCUCUGAGGACCAUGCUUUGUUUAUCUCUCACUGUGAUCUCUCCAACGUUUACCUCGCCGGAGAUAGCGCCGGUGGAGCUAUAGCUUACCAUGUUGUCACUCAACUAGGGAACAACAAUGGCAACAUGAUCAUCAAAGGUGUUAUAUUAAUGCAACCUUUCUUUGGUGGAGAAGAGAGAACAAACUCAGAGACGAUGAGUUUAGAACAACCGAUGAAGUCUGCGUUGAGCUUACCGACGUCGGACGCUUAUUGGAGGCUUUCAUUGCCUCCGGGGGCUGACCGGAAUCACCGGUGGUGCAAUCCUUUUGGCAGAGGAGCUCCAAAGGUUGAUGAUCCUCAGAUGAAGAUCCCUUCCAUGCUUGUUUGUGUUGCAGAGCUUGAUAUAUUGAAGGAUAGAAACUUAGGGUUUUGCAUGGCUUUGAGAAUGGCAGGGAAGAAGGUGGAGCUUAAGGUUUAUAAUGGAGUUGGCCAUGCAUUCCAAAUUCUUCAUCAAUACUCUCAUGUCUCUCAAGCAAGAACUCUGGAGAUGAUAAAUGAUAUUAAGAACUUCAUAUUUAGCACUAGAUAAUAAUAUACAUAUAUAUAUAUAUAUAUAUAUAUAUAUAUUAAUCUUGAUGAUGUACUAGUUCUAAUUAUAUUAUAUAUAUGCGUGUGUAUGUUUGUAAGUUAUAUUUAGUAUGAAUGAAUGAAUGAUAUGGAGGUUGAGGAGCAGCA